Molecule: messenger RNA, 1330 nt
Organism: Pistacia vera
Lineage: Eukaryota; Viridiplantae; Streptophyta; Magnoliopsida; Sapindales; Anacardiaceae
Product: SAC3 family protein A-like
Exons: 5
Coding region: 279-905 (208 amino acids)
Source: RefSeq, a predicted model, not a curated record
UUAGUUGCUCUGAUUGAUUUAUAAUAGAAUUGCAAUUCACUCUAUCAAUGUACUGAAGUUCACAGCAUUACUUUUAAUUGUUCAUCCCUUGUAUUUUCAGUUUUUGAUUCUAGUGGAGGUGAGCAAUAAUUAUUUGGUUCAGAACUUUAGCCGAAUUCAGCUUCUUCUUGUAUUUUCAGUUUUUGAUUCUAGUGGAGAACUGAUAUGUUGUUGAUGCUAGCCAAUCACAAACAUCAUAUCUUCCCUCAACAACUGCAUCUAGAGCUGUGUCAUGGAAUAUGCAUGGUGUGGAUAAGAAUGGGAUCCUUCCAAAUUCCACUUAUCACCAUGAGCAGCACACAGAACCACUUGUAAGGAAUGUUCAAGAUGGAGUAAAUGCGACAUCUGUAGCAAGUUCAUCAAGUUUAGGAGCAACUGUUGUAUCACAAGAUUACAUUGGCUAUACACCAUACUCGAAUUCUAGUGAUCCAUAUAGUUAUGGAAACAAAGGAUACCCAGGUUACUAUAGCAGCUAUCAGCAGCAACCUAACCAUUCAUACUCCCAACCCGUAGGAGCAUAUCAAAAUGCAGGUGCUCCUUAUCAGCCUAUUUCUUUGUUUCUGAAUUCAGGGUCUUAUCCUGGUCCUGCAAGUUAUUCAGGCACUUGUUACCAUCUUGGUGAUCAUCGAAAAGCUGGAAAUUAUCCAAGUAGCGGUUACAAUAAUCAAACGAACUCAUGGAAUGAAGGCAGUUAUGAAAAUUAUAAUUCUCAUCAAUGCUCAAACUACCCUGCAGAGGCAAUUGGCACUUACAAUUCUGGUACUACAACUGUGCCUUCACUGCAAUAUCCACAACAGUACAAGCAAUGGACAAAUUUUGAACGCGAAUUCGUUCCGAUUCUAGGUGAAGCUGUUGUGCGCGUUUAAAGAUGGCGAAUGUUGUGGCAAACCAAGUGGGUGGUUCUUUUGGUGAUGCAAAUGAUGCCCAGAAAAAUGUGUUUGAUUUAGGCGCAUUUGUGGGGGACUUGACUUUGAGGAUGAUGCAAGUGGUGAUGACAUUUGAAGGACUUGAGAAGGAGCUUGAAGAAUGUAAAAAUUAUGAUGUGAGUAAAUUUUGUGUUAUUUUUUUAUGAAGCUAUAGUCUCGUUUUUGUGGUUUUUGCAUCUGUAGUUUUUAUAUGGGGAACUAGGGUAAGGUAGCAUUGUAUUUAUAACUUACUGUUUGAGAUAGGAUCUGCUGUUUGAGAAUAACAACAAGUGAAAGUAGGGUGGGUGUUCUUGUUCUUUAAUGUGUGUGACUCCUUAGAGUUGACAUGGUGUAAUUUGUACAAUAGGCUUCAUAGAUUAGAUCUA